Pimephales promelas (fathead minnow) is the source of this 1853-nucleotide messenger RNA. The record is from RefSeq and is a predicted model, not a curated record. Lineage: Eukaryota; Metazoa; Chordata; Actinopteri; Cypriniformes; Leuciscidae.
UGCACCAAGAUGUCAAGUGGACCCUCCUUCGGUGUGUGGGACUAUGUGGUCUUCACCUUAAUGCUGGUCGUCUCAGCAGGCAUCGGAGUGUAUUAUGCCUUUGCUGGAGGAGGUCAGAGCAGUUCCGCAGACUUUCUGGUGGGCGGACGGAGUAUGGCGGCGGUACCGGUGGCCCUGUCCCUGACGGCCAGCUUCAUGUCAGCCAUCACCGUUCUGGGGACCCCGGUAGAGGUGUAUCAGUACGGAGCCAACUUCAUCCUCAUCUGCUUUUCUUAUGUUCUGAUGGUGGCUGUUACUUCUGAGAUCUUCCUGCCAAUCUUCUACAGACUGGGUAUAACCAGCACCUAUGAGUAUCUGGAGAUGCGUUACAAUAAAGUAAUUCGACUUUUUGGGACAGUCCUGUUUAUCAUUCAGACAGUACUUUACACUGGUCUGGUUAUUUAUGCUCCAGCAUUGGCUUUAAACCAAGUCACAGGUGUGGAUCUCUGGGGUGCCGUCAUUUCGACUGGAGUCGUCUGCACCCUCUACUGUACAUUAGGCGGUCUGAAGGCGGUGGUGUGGACGGACGUGUUCCAGGUUGGCAUCAUAUUGGCAGGUCUUUUGGCUGUCAUUGUCCAAUCAGUACUUCUGCAGGGCGGGAUCUCCACUAUCAUCAGUGACUCCGCUCAGGGCGGCCGGCUUAACCUAUGGGACUUCGAUCCAAACCCUCUGAGGAGACACACAUUCUGGAGCAUCACAAUAGGAGGGACGUUCCUCUGGACCAGCGUCUAUGGCAUCAAUCAAGCUCAAGUACAGAGAUACAUAUCAUGCAAGUCUCUGUUCCAUGCCAAAAUGGCCUUAUACAUUAAUUUAAUGGCUCUCUGUGCUAUUUCAUUAUGCUCAGUAUUUUGUGGCUUGUGUUUAUACUCCGUUUAUAAGAACUGUGAUCCAUGGACAGCCAAUAAGGUGUCUGCACAAGACCAGCUUAUGCCAUACCUGGUGUUGGACAUCCUGAGCGAAUACCCUGGACUGCCAGGACUGUUUGUGGCAGCAGCAUAUAGUGGCACUUUAAGUACAGUCUCCUCCAGUGUAAAUGCUUUGGCUGCGGUAACUAUUACAGAUCUGAUGCGUCCGUACCUCAGUCUGUCAGAGAGACAGCUAUCCUGGGCUUCAAAGGGCAUGAGUUUGUUUUAUGGUGCUGUGUGCAUUGGAAUGGCUGGUUUUGCAUCUUUGAUGGGAGGGAUGCUACAGGCCGCUAUUAGUAUUGUUGGAGUGAUUGGCGGACCUCUACUGGGCCUCUUCUCUCUUGGCAUCCUGUUUUCAUGCACCAACACAAAGGGAGGUUUGGCAGGGCUGUUGUCUGGUUUGGCACUGUCACUGUGGGUGAGCAUUGGAGCACAGAUAUACCCUCCGCAACCAGAGAACAGCAGACCGUUGCCUCUGAUGACACACGGCUGUAACUUCUCAAUGGCACCAGAUGGCACUAACUGGACUGCAAACAUGGACGACUUCAUACUGAAAGAGAAGAAUCUACAAAGGCCUUUCCUGGCUGAUAAUUGGUACUCGCUCUCAUACCUGUACUUCGGCCCAUUGGGGACUGUGACGGUCAUCGCCGUAGGGCUUAUUAUCAGCAUACUUUCGGGGGGCAGACAGACGAAACUUCAGCCUGGACUCAUGCUAUCAAAAGAGGACCUCACCUGCUACAAAGCCUACAAUGUAUUUAAAGAAAAAGUUUCCGGCAGUUCGGGUAAGCUUGACCUGGUGCGGGAGCUGGAGAAAUCUUUUGGAAAAACCAACCUCGCUUUCUGUGAUGUAGAGUUAUCUACUCAAACUUCCUUAAAACACCAUUAAACUGAAGGGUCUUUAAAUAUACA